AUGGCCACGUACCAAAACUUCCAGAAACACGUCACUUCGCUCCUUACCCCCUUUCCGUCGCGUGGGAGCUCUGGGCUGGGUGGCGCGACUGAAGACGUCUACCUCAACCUCUGCGUGACUAAGGGGAGUGCGUACCGGAAGUCGCAAAUGCGGGCCAAGUAUCCCAGCAUCAUCAAUACCCUCGACGAGGCACAGCACCGGAGGAAGCGGAAGUUCACUCUUAAGACCUAG
Molecule: messenger RNA, 231 nt
Organism: Durotheca rogersii
Lineage: Eukaryota; Fungi; Ascomycota; Sordariomycetes; Xylariales; Xylariaceae
Exons: 2
Coding region: 1-231 (76 amino acids)
Source: RefSeq, a predicted model, not a curated record